Messenger RNA from Verticillium alfalfae VaMs.102, 1533 nucleotides. RefSeq names its product pre-mRNA-splicing ATP-dependent RNA helicase PRP28. The coding region runs from base 1 to 1533 and encodes 510 amino acids. Gene Ontology annotation, biological process: mRNA splicing, via spliceosome. Gene Ontology annotation, molecular function: RNA binding; ATP binding; RNA helicase activity. Gene Ontology annotation, cellular component: catalytic step 2 spliceosome. The transcript is spliced from 2 exons. The record is from RefSeq and is a predicted model, not a curated record. NCBI's taxonomy places the organism in Eukaryota, Fungi, Ascomycota, Sordariomycetes, Glomerellales, Plectosphaerellaceae.
AUGCCUCUCCCCGAAAAGCCAAAGCUCCGAUUCGUUCCGAAGAAGGAGCGUGAGCGUCAGGCGGCCGAGAAGGCUAAGAACGAGGCUGAAGAUCUGCGGCGCAAGCAGCAAGAGGAUGCACGAAAGAAAGCCGAAUCCGAGAAGAAGUGGCUCGAGAAGGCAAAUGCGCCUGCCGAGAACCACCGCGAUCACGAUACAGACCGACCGCCCGAAAGACAACAACAAGACCGGAGGUCUGGUCAGAAUGGAAAGGGCGCGUCCAAGAAGGGAGGUGAUGCUAGGAUGACCGAGGAGGAAUUCGAAAAGAAACAGCUGCGCGAACGCUACCUAGGCCCCGAGGUGAACCGCAACUCUAGCUUUUCUGCGGCGAAGAAGCGCAAGCGGCCGACCGAGUUUAAGUUCGACUGGGAUGAAGGCGAAGAACCACGCUCAAGGAUGAUCAGCUUGCGCCGGGGUCACCACCAGCAAGGUCGUGUCAUUGUCUGGGAUAGGCGGGGUCGCGAUCUGGCUAGGAAGCGAGCAGAACGCUUUGGCUUCGGAAAGCGAUGGACAGACAAGGCUCUGAACGAGAUGACAGCCCGUGAUUGGAGAAUCUUCAAGGAGGACUUCGGUAUCGCGACUAAAGGCGGUGCCAUUCCGAACCCGAUGCGGAACUGGGACGAGUCGGGUCUGCCUGGUCGUCUCCUCGACAUCGUCCACCGAGUUGGUUACAACGAUCCCACGCCCAUUCAGAGAGCUGCUAUUCCAAUCGCGCUACAGGCGAGGGACUUGAUCGGUGUUGCCGUCACAGGUUCCGGAAAAACAGCUUCAUUCUUGCUGCCGCUACUGGUCUACAUCUCUGACCUGCCCCCUCUGGGCGAAAUGAACAAGAACGACGGGCCGUACGGCCUCAUCCUAGCACCCACCCGAGAGCUUGUACAGCAGAUCGAAUCUGAAGCAAACAAGUUUGCGACGCCACUAGGAUUCAGAGUCGUCAGCAUCGUUGGUGGUCACUCAUUGGAAGAGCAAGCCUUUGCCCUUCGCAACGGAGCAGAGAUCAUUGUCGCCACACCUGGUCGACUUGUGGACUGUAUCGAGCGGCGUUUGCUGGUUCUGGGACAGUGCUGCUAUGUUAUUAUGGAUGAGGCUGAUCGAAUGAUCGAUCUCGGUUUCGAGGAACCUGUGAACAAGAUUCUAGACGCGCUACCGGUUUCCAACGAGAAACCUGACACGGAUGAGGCAGAGAACGCGCAGCUCAUGAAGCGCUACCUGGGAGGAAAGGAUCGAUACCGACAGACAAUGAUGUACACGGCCACCAUGCCUAGCGUCGUCGAGAGAAUCGCCAAGAAAUACCUGCGGCGACCGGCUAUUGUCACGAUUGGAAACAUCGGCGAAGCCGUUGAUACAGUCGAACAGCGCGUCGAGUUCGUCUCCGGGGAGGAUAAGCGAAAGAAACGGCUGCAACAGAUCCUCUUCUUCGGGCGAUUUCGCGCCUCCCAUCAUCGUCUUCGUCAACAUCAAGCGGAACUGCGAUGCUGUGGCACGAGACGUUAA